CUCUCACACACACACACACACACACACCCCUCUUCCUCCUCAUUUCCCCCUUGAUUGCUUAUCUUUUGAAUGGUUGACUUUAUAGCCAGAAAUGACUACAUAGACACACAUAUAUAUAAGGUGAUGAUGGAGUAUGUGAUCUCAAUAUACGCAUUUAACUUCAUCUCCUAUUCCUUUUCUUCUGUUUCUUGGUUGGUGCAGCCUGAGUACCCAAUCUUCUGUCUGUGAAACUAUAGCAGUACCCUGUGUAAUAAACCUACAAGAUAUAUAGUAACCCUCUCAUUUAUCAAAUUCGGGGAUGCAUGAGGUCUAAUAAGAGAAACAGAAACAAGUUUCACCCAAAAAACAGUCUUGGUUAUUUUUGUACUGCUGCUGCUCUUGAAUUUGAUAAAGGUUCACAGUUCACUGCUUUCAGCAAGGCAUGGUACACCGACAGGAAGAGAAUCUGGCCUAUCUGAAUCAAGAGUCUUCAGAAAGUUGAAACUUUCCCAAUUUGGAGUAUAUAUAAGCUUUGGUUGGUGCAAAUUUCAAGCAAGUUGACAAUAUGGAUGACCACCGUUCCUCGACCCCUAAUUCUACAUUCGAAACUUUCUCAGGAAAUGUCACGAACUGGGAUUUCAUGGAUGAAAUCUUGUAUCAAGGGUGGUUUGAGAAGGAUGGAGGGUUCAACUUUCUGCAGCAAGGUCGUCUCUCCACCUCUAAUGUUCUGCAUGACCCUUCACUAUAUAUUCCCGUUACGGGGACUCCUAAUUGGAGUACAGCCUCAAACCAGCAGGACUAUCAAGAAGAAACAGAAAGGCAUUGCCAUGGAAAUCCACCACUAGAUUAUUCAAACAGCACGGAUCUUGUUCAGACUGAACUUCAGGUUGAAGAUUCUGUGGAGACUUCCACACCUUUCGCGCACCCCGCAAGCUGUCGAGUAGAAGCUGCUGGAUUGGGUUGCGAAUGGCAGAUGGUGCAGAGAGUAAAUCCAGGGACUUCAUGUUCUGUGAAGGAGAGAGUACUGCAAGCCGUUGGAUACUUAAAAAAUUGUAUACAAGAUAGAGAUAUUCUUAUCCAGAUUUGGCUACCCAUGGAGAAAGAAGGGAAAAGAGUACUUGCUACUAUUGAUCAGCCAUACUUUGUUGAUCCGAGUUGCAAGAGUCUUGCAAGUUAUAGAAAGGUUUCAACAGCCUAUCAUUUCCAAGCAGAAGAGGAUGCAAAAUGUUCUGUAGGGUUCCCCGGCCGGGUUUUCUUGGAAAAGCUGCCUGAGUGGACUCCUGACGUACGUCUCUUCAGAAGAGAAGAAUAUCCACAUAAAGAUCAUGCAGUACAACAUAACAUUAGAGGGUCUCUUGCACUCCCACUUUUCAAACAAGGCAGUGAGACUUGCUUGGGCAUAGUUGAGAUUGCGACUACCAUUCAGAAGAUAAGCUAUCGUCCAGAACUACAAGACAUCUGCAAAGUUCUCCAGGCUGUUGAUCUAAGAAGUUCUGAAGACUUCUGCUCUCCUGGUGUCGAGACUUGCAAUCGAUUAAAUCGAGCUGCGGUGCCUGAGAUUUCAGAUAUUGUGAAAUCUGUUUGCAAGACAUAUAGGUUGCCCUUGGCUCUAACAUGGGCCUUAUGUAGCCGGCAAGGUAAAAGUGGACGCCAGCAGUUUCCCGAAAGGUUUAGCUCUUGUAUUUCCACUGUGGAUUCUGCUUGCUUUUUAGCCGACAGAGGUUUUUCAGGUUUUCACAUGGCGAGUUUUGAGCAAUACCUUUUCCUCGGUCAAGGGAUUGUGGGGAGAGCAUUCACAACACAAAAGCAAUGUUUCACGAAUGAUAUAACUUCCUUCAGCAAGAAAGAUUAUCCUCUAGCUCACCAUGCUAAGAUAUUUGGUCUUCAUGCUGCCAUAGCGAUUCCCCUGAGAAGCAUUUCUACUGGAUUGGUUGAAUUUGUGUUGGAGUUUUUCUUGCCAAAAGAUUGCCAAGAUACCGAAGAGCAAAAGGAGAUGUGGGAUUUAUUGCCUAUUUCCAUAAAACAGGUUUGCUGGAGUUUACAAGUUGUCAUGGACAAGGAGCUUGAUCAAGGAGAAAAUCAGAGUUUUGUAUCAUCACCUUCUAAAGAACCACCACGGGAUGAAUCAUCUUGGAUUGCCUGGAUGGUGGAGGCCCAAAAGAAGGGUAAAAGUUGCUGCAUCACGUGGGACUAUCCAAAAGAACCUAAAGAAGAGUUCAAGAUGAUAACUCCCUGGGAUGACUCCGAGGAGGAAUUAGACAAUAAGCAAGUAAUUUCAGAGUUGGGUCAACUUCAGCAAAAUCCUAGACCUAAUAGCUGUAUCGAGGGUGAUGGAGUUUCUUCUGCUUUUGGCGGAUGUCGCUCAUUAGGCAGCAGGAAAACAGGUAAGAAGAGACGGACCAAGACAGCGAUCCAGACAAUCAGCUUGGAAGUUCUUCGACGAUACUUUGCAGGGAGCCUCAAAGAUGCUUCUCAAAGCCUCGGUGUUUGCUCUACUACUCUAAAACGGAUAUGCAGACAACACGGUAUCAAACGAUGGCCUUCUCGAAAGAUCAACAAGGUUGGCCAUUCCUUACGAAAACUCCAGCAGGUGAUCGACACAGUCCAAGGUGCUAAGGGUGCCGUUCAAAUUGAAUCUUUCUAUUCAGCCUUCCCAGAACUGAGCUCUCCAAAAAUUUCAAGUCAUGCUCCUUAUUCAUCAUUGAGGAGCGACAAUUCAAAGCACUUAGACUCUCCACCUGAUGAUUCUAGCCCUUCUGGCACUGCUUCAAAAUCCCAUUCCUCUCCGUGUAGUGGGAAGUCUUGCUCAAGUAACUGCUGUUCUGCUCGAGCACAACAGCAUGAUGCCACCACUAUAACUGUCUCAAGCAAUGGAAAUGGCGCUUUACUUGCAGAAACAUCGAAUGGGAUUUUAAAGAGGACUUGCAGUAGUGAAUUAGCAGAAUUUCAUUCAAUGAAUAACCAUGGAGAUCCAGACUUUCUUGUAAGAUCACAAAUUCACAAAACAAGGACAGUCAGUGGGCAUAUACAUCAAAGUGAGUUAGGAAGUCCACGUUUUGCCCAGAGUUUACGAGAAGGAGGUGUCUUCGGAGUUAAAGCCAUUUUUGGUGUAGAAAAGGUUAGGUUAGGCUUGCAACCAAACUGGGGUUUAAGGGACUUGCAACAAGAGAUUGGUAAACGUUUUGAGAUAGAUGAUUUCACGGAUAUUGGUCUCAAUUAUAUGGAUGAUAAUGGGGAAUGGGUUCGUUUGACCUGCGAUGGUGAUCUUGAGGAGUGCAAAGAGAUACACAUAUUCUCUCAAAGAAACACAAUGAAGAUCUCCUGUCACGAUCCGAAUCUCGUGUCCAUGACCAGCAAUACAGGAGCAACAUUGUAAACAUCACAUCUACGCUAUGCCCUAAAACAUACAUAUCAUAAAACAAAUUAUAUAAAAUUAACGCAUCAUUUUGUAAAGUUUCAAAUAUUCCUCAAAACCAAUAAAACAAUUCAUAAUUCAAAA
Populus trichocarpa (black cottonwood) is the source of this 3478-nucleotide messenger RNA. Its product is annotated as protein NLP2. The record is from RefSeq and is a predicted model, not a curated record. The coding region runs from base 545 to 3355 and encodes 936 amino acids. Lineage: Eukaryota; Viridiplantae; Streptophyta; Magnoliopsida; Malpighiales; Salicaceae. Gene Ontology annotation, molecular function: protein binding; DNA-binding transcription factor activity. The transcript is spliced from 5 exons.